Messenger RNA from Melozone crissalis (California towhee), 1202 nucleotides. RefSeq names its product transmembrane protein 35A (gene TMEM35A). Gene Ontology annotation, molecular function: acetylcholine receptor regulator activity. Lineage: Eukaryota; Metazoa; Chordata; Aves; Passeriformes; Passerellidae. Gene Ontology annotation, cellular component: endoplasmic reticulum. The transcript is spliced from 2 exons. Gene Ontology annotation, biological process: chaperone-mediated protein complex assembly; positive regulation of protein localization to cell surface. The record is from RefSeq and is a predicted model, not a curated record. Bases 193 to 699 code for a protein of 168 amino acids.
AGCUGCCUGGCGCUGGCUGCAGGGCUUUAGGACCCAGGGGUUGCCGAGUGGAGGAGUCUGAAUCCCCUCCCGCUGUCAUCCUCCUGCCUCUGCAGCUUUAUUCCUACAGCCUUCAAUGGUGACGGACUCCCUCCCACCCGGGCUGCCAGCCGGAGCCACAAGGCCUCGCUAGGAGCGGAUCCCUGCGGCUCCAUGGCAUCUCCCAGGACCAUCACCAUCGUCGCCCUCUCGGUGGCCCUGGGGCUCUUCUUCGUCUUUAUGGGGACGAUCAAGCUGACGCCCCGGCUCAGCAGGGAUGCCUACAAUGAGAUGAAACGAGCAUACAAAAGCUACGUGCGGGCCCUGCCCAUGCUUAAGAAGAUGGGAGUCAGCUCCAUCCUGCUCCGCAAGAGCAUCGGCGCCCUGGAAGUGGCGUGCGGCAUUGUCAUGACACUGGUGCCCGGUCGCCCCAAGGACGUGGCCAACUUCCUGCUCCUGCUCCUGGUGCUGGCCGUGCUCUUCUUCCACCAGCUGGUGGGGGACCCCCUGAAGCGCUAUGCCCACGCCCUGGUGUUUGGGAUCCUGCUCACCUGCCGCCUGCUGAUCGCCCGGCAGCCCGAGGAGCUGCCGCCCGACAAGAGGAUGCUGUCUGUGAACGGUGAUGAGCAGCCACUCAUCCACGAAGCAGCUCCCGAGAAAGGCAAAGUGAAGGUAUCCUAGCUGAGUGCAUGUGAGGAAACACGGACCCUCGAGGCAGCUCUCUCCAAAAUCACCCAGAAAAAUUUGGUUUUUAUUUACCUACUUGCUUUUUUUUUUUUUUUUUUUUUGUCUGUCUAAAUAAAGUUGCGCUUGGGGUCUGAGAGAUACAAGGUAUGUCUACACUGUAGUCUUGCUUUUGCUGCUGCCCUGUAAUGUAGAAAAACACAAGCUAGCUUCCACAGGGACAGCUUGGAGGCAGUCAGCAACCCGGCUGGAGCAGUGCUGGCCGCAGCAGGAGCUGCAAAACCAGCCUGAGACCCCUCAUCUGGGCAGGCACUCAGGCCACCCUGGCACUGCUGCAGUGGGCCGAUGGCCCUGAGCAGCAGCAGAGCUGCCCUGGGUGCUGCUGCUGCCUGGAGCAGAGGGUGGGCAGGCCAUGAGCAGUGUCCCUGUGCUGCCCCACACACACAUCUGCACUUCCCUUUCCAUGGUUAAGGGGUAAAAGGGACCCUGUUACCAAAAAA